Molecule: messenger RNA, 1468 nt
Organism: Orycteropus afer afer
Lineage: Eukaryota; Metazoa; Chordata; Mammalia; Tubulidentata; Orycteropodidae
Gene: PDGFRL
Product: platelet derived growth factor receptor like
Source: RefSeq, a predicted model, not a curated record
AGAUGAAGGUUUGGCUGCUAGUGGUUCUUCUGUUGGUGUCCGAAGCACUGGAGAAUGUUAUUGGCCAACAGCCUCCGAAGAACAAGCGCCCAAAGGAGCCAGGAGAGAACAAAAUCAAGCCUUCCAACAAAAAAGUGAAACCCAAAAUUCCUAAAAUAAAGGACAGGGACUCACCUGAUUCAAUGCCAAAGACGCAGUCUAUAAUGAUACAAGUGUUGGAUAAUGGUCGCUUCCAGAAGCCUGCUGCUACCCUGAGUCUGAUGGCUGGGCAAACUGUAGAGCUCCGAUGUAAAGGAAAUAAGAUUGGCUGGAGCUACCCUGCAUAUCUUGACACCUUUAAGGACUCUCGCCUCAGUGUGAAGCAGCAUGAGCGCUAUGGCCAGCUGACCCUGGUCAACUCCACUGCAGCUGACACUGGCGAAUUCAGCUGCUGGUUACAGCUCUGCGACGGCUACAUCUGCAGAAAUGACCAGGCCAAAACAAGCUCCACCUACAUCUUUUUCACAGAGAAAGGAGAACUGUUUGUACCUUCUCCCAGUUAUUUUGAUGUUGUCUACUUGAACCCGGACAGACAGGCUGUGGUUCCUUGUCGAGUGACCGUCCUGUCAGCCAAAGUCACACUCCACAGAGAGUUUCCAGCCAAGGAAAUCCCAGCCAAUGGAAAGGACAUUAUGUACGACAUGAAGAGAGGCUUUGUGUACCUGCAACCUCACUCUGACCACCAGGGGGUGGUCUACUGCAAGGCUGAGGCUGGGGGCAAGUCUCAGAUCUCUGUUAAGUACCAACUGCUCUACGUAGAGGUUCCCAGUGGACCUCCAUCAACAACCAUCUUGGCGUCCUCAAACAAAGUGAAAGGUGGGGAUGAUAUCAAUGUCCUCUGCACUGUCCUAGGGGAGCCUGAUGUUGAGGUGGAAUUCAGGUGGAUCUAUCCAGGGCAGAAGGAUGAAAGGCCUGUGACGAUUCAAGACACUUGGAGGCUGAUCCACAGAGGACUUGGACACACCACAAGAAUCUCCCAGAGUGUCAUUACAGUUGAAGACUUUGAGACCAUUGAUGCAGGAUAUUACAUUUGCACUGCUCAGAAUCUCCGAGGACAGACUUCAGUAGCUACCACUGUUGAGUUUUCCUGACUUGGAAAAUAAAGUAUAAUGAGCUGAUGGAAAACCCAUGUGUGUCGACAAUAAGCUUUGAGGUUCUUUUGACCAGUGGUUAGCCAGGGGCUGAUGUCAAGUGCCAAUCCCUAUCCUUUGCCAUGUGAGUCAGACCUGGGCAUCCAAACUAAAAGGAAGUCACCCGGUCUAAUAAUAGAAGUGUUAAUUUUUCUAACAGAAAGCAUGUAUUUUGAUUGCUUGCCUACAUACAUGUUUCCAGUGUUUAUAUUAAGAAAGCAUAUAUGUGAACAACUUUAUAUAAUCAUUUCUAUUAAAUGAGCAAGUUUUUGUAAAAAAUGAAAAAUGGGCUAAGUGUU